This is a messenger RNA of Salvia splendens (bonfire salvia), 671 nucleotides long. RefSeq lists its product as uncharacterized. The record is from RefSeq and is a predicted model, not a curated record. Lineage: Eukaryota; Viridiplantae; Streptophyta; Magnoliopsida; Lamiales; Lamiaceae. The transcript has a single exon. Bases 78 to 422 code for a protein of 114 amino acids.
CCUCACCUCUUCACCACCGCCGCAGCUCCCCAAUCCCCCCCCCCCCCCACCAAAAACCUCCUAAUUUGUCAAUUGCAAUGGCGGAGGAGGAAUUCCAGGAGUCCGACGUCGUUUUCCGAGACUGUGACGAGGUCUCCGCCGCUUACGAUCCGCCGUCGAGGAGGAGGAGGAUAUCGAGAUCGCGAUCUAGAUCGAGAUCGGCGCCGGUGAACAUUCCAACGAACGCGUGGCGGCGAUGCGCGGACGAUGGCGGCGGCGGCGGAGAGGAGGGGGAGAUGGUGCCGCCGCACGUGAUUGUAGGGCGGCGCGUGGCUGGGAAGAUGAUGGCGCUGUCGACCUGCGGGAUGAUUCUGAGGAAGGGGAGGGAUUUGAGUGAGUUCCGGAAUUUGAUUUUGCGGAUGACUGGCUUUCUCGAAACGUGAACUCAAGCUUGGAGAAGAAGAAAUGUCAAAUGAAAAAAUACUAAUUUAUUUUUAUUUUUUUCUGAAUUAAUUUGUUUCUUAUAUAUAUAUUUUUUAAUUUUUCUUCAUUUGGGGGAAAUGAAUUUGAAAAAUUAUUCGCUGCGAGAAAACUAAAUAUUGGUACUAUUAUUAGUUAGUUCUUGUUAAUGUAUAUAUUCAUCGUUAUUUAUAGACUAAAAAGUAUCCAUUGUUAUUAUCAUUAAUAUAUUA